CGUUCUUCUUCCGGUUAUAAUUUGACAAGGUGGUUCUAAUAUCCAACUUCUAUUCAGAAUGCCACGAGAAAUCAAAGAAAUUAAGGACUUUCUUUUAAAGGCUAGAAGGAAGGAUGCAAAAUCUGUAAAAAUCAAGAAGAACUCUGACAAUGUUAAGUUCAAGGUUCGUUGUUCAAGAUUUUUGUAUACCCUUGUAAUUACAGACAAGGAAAAGGCAGAGAAACUAAAGCAGUCCUUACCUCCAGGUCUUCAAGUAAAGGAGGUAAAAAGAUGCGAACGAAUGUAAUUAAUAAAAUAAAGUAAUUUUACAAACC
Molecule: messenger RNA, 314 nt
Organism: Habropoda laboriosa
Lineage: Eukaryota; Metazoa; Arthropoda; Insecta; Hymenoptera; Apidae
Gene: RpL38
Product: 60S ribosomal protein L38
Exons: 5
Coding region: 59-286 (75 amino acids)
Biological process (GO): translation; protein-RNA complex assembly
Cellular component (GO): cytosolic large ribosomal subunit; ribosome
Molecular function (GO): structural constituent of ribosome
Source: RefSeq, a predicted model, not a curated record